Molecule: messenger RNA, 5700 nt
Organism: Planococcus citri (citrus mealybug)
Lineage: Eukaryota; Metazoa; Arthropoda; Insecta; Hemiptera; Pseudococcidae
Exons: 1
Coding region: 1-5700 (1899 amino acids)
Biological process (GO): DNA integration
Molecular function (GO): nucleic acid binding
Source: RefSeq, a predicted model, not a curated record
AUGUCUCGUGAAUCGCGUAUCCGCUCAAAAAGUCAACCUGCCGUGAGUGAAAACGUUUCGUACAACGCGUACGCGUCGCGUUUACGCUCAUAUGAUCGCCUGUGCUCGAAAAAUGAGCAAAAAUCUCCGCAAAUUUGUCAACUAAAAAUCGCCAACGAAUCUCCAAUCCAACGCGGAUUCAAGGGAUUCGAAUCCAACGACGAAAAUCUGAAUUCGCUGAAUUCAGAUGACGAAAUCCUCGAGUUGAAUACUAAUUCAACAACAAUCGCCGGAAAUUCAGCUGUCGAACGCCGAUCAACUGAUUUCCACCCCAAUUCGCUGCAAAUCGCCGUAGAUUCAACAAUCCAACGCGGAUCGCCGAACUCUACUUUGCAAAAUCUAAACUCAACGCCAAGCUCUCCGAAAACGCAAAUCAACGAGAGUCCGAGAAAAAUAAACCAAGGUACGUCAGUGUUAUUUUUCAAAAACGCCGAAUCGAACUCCAACGAUAAAACGAUGCCUGACUCAAUCGAAAAGCAGGAGUUUGAGAUCUGGUUUGAGAGUCUGAAUCUCAACAUUUCGAAACUAGAGACGGAGUUAUUAAACGAAGUUGUCGAUAUUGCAUCGCUCACCAUUAUGGUAGAGGAUGUAGAAGAAGAUGUAACCCAAGUCGAACAGUUCCGAAACCGUCCGGCCGAAGAUUACAAUUACGCCAUCGCUAUUCCUGUCAAUUUCAAAGCAAGAAAUUUGAUACGUCGCGCAAAUCGUGUUAUACGCAGCAUCGAUAGCGAACCAAAACCAACGCCUACGCCUACGCCAUCGAAUAACGGUUUUACUCGUCGUGUCCCCGAACUGGAUAUUGUAAAAUUCGACGGUGAUAUAACGAAAUAUCGUUCAUUUGUCGAGAUGUUUAAGCUGAAAUUCGACAAUUUAACGAUUCCAGACCGUGAACGCCUGCAACAUCUCAAGCAGAACACAACCGGUGAACCUCACCAACUUAUCGAGCAGCUCGAAUUAUUGGACAUAAACUAUCCAGCUGCAUUCAAAAAACUCGACGAUGCGUACCUCGACGCCGAAGACACAAUCAGCGAAUUGUACGCCCGAUUAGAAAAACUUACGCCAGCAACCAGCAACACAGCAUCGUUGAAAGAUACGUUUAUGCAACUCGAAAGUAUUAUCACCGCGCUGCGCAGUCAUGGACAAACGUUAAGCGAUUUUCCACCUCUGCGCGACAAAGUUUACAGUAAAUACCCAACAUUUAUUGUACAUCAGGUAUGCGGCGUAACGAAACUUGGAAUUUUAGAAUUUCAAGCAGCGGUUGGAAAAUUGAUCAAAAUGCGAGCAAACAUCCAAGCCACUCAAGCCGCUUACGCGCCAUCGACAUCGCCGAAGCCAGCUACGACUUCAGCUCUAAUGACUGGUUCGCCGAAUGGACCAUCUCAAACGCCGAAACAAUCGAAAAAACAUCCGACGAAAAAGCCCAACGAAGUGCCGACAUCGACGGAUCCGACAAAAAACAAACGUACGCCGACGUGUGUUUUCUGCGAUGCGCUACAUUAUAGCGCUCAAUGUCCGACCUACGCUACGCUUGAAGUGCGUAAAGCGCGCCUCAAGGAUCGCUGUUCAUUGUGCCUAAACCGAGAGCACAAGAAAGCCCAAUGUGAAAAACAAAUGCGUUGUUUUUAUUGUCGAGUAGAACGCGAUCAUCAUUCCUGCAUUUGUCCGAAGCAGUUUACCGCCACAACUAACGGAGAACCGCCGCCACGUACGCCAGAAGGAACACCUGAGACCAAUCGCUCAGUUAACUUUGCACAAAAGCAUUCCGGAGCUCAUACUACAGCGAUGGUUACGCUUAUCAACCCGAGAACUCAACGUAAAUAUCUUGUGCGUACGCUAUUCGAUAACGGUUCCAACGAAACUUAUAUAGCUGAGUCAGCCGCCAAGCGCAUCGGAUUGCACUUGUCACCGUUCGUCGCCUUACCAGUGAACGUUUUUCAGGGUGAAAAACCAGUAACUAUCGACUCAGCAACGACAACGUUCAUCGUUACGAACAAUGAUGAAUUCAAAAUCAAUAUUGUCGCAGACACCGCUCCGAAACUUCCUCAAGCAGUGCAGUUAUUCGAUUACGACGAGUUUCUAACAACUCAACCCGAUCACAGCGCCACCGAGUUCGUCGAUCAGGGUACCAUAUACCCAAUUGAGCUUCUCAUUGGGUCCGAUUACUUCUAUGACUUCAUUAAACCAGAACGCCGUGAAGUUGUUGCCGAAGGUCUGUACAUCAUGCGUACUCCGUUUGGUGCCAUCUUAGUUGGCAGAAAAGCUGACCAACGUACCGUACAGUCAAUUCUAUAUCGAAUGACGCCAGCACGAGCAGUCGCCGAAUUGUGUUCAAUGGAGGCGAUGGGAAUCAAAGACAUGCCAGUAUCCGCCAUCGACGAAGAAGAAACCGCUCUUGCGCUGUUUUACGAAAGCAUUACAGUUGUCGACGGCCAAUACCAAAUUCGACUACCUUGGCGCGAAUUUCCGCCACCGCUGCGCGACAACUUUGGAAUGGCGAUUGGACGAUUAAAAUCGCUUCUUCGUAAGUUCACCGAAAAAUCAUUCGACCAAUAUCGCGCAAUAAUCGACGAGCAGAUCGCUUCAGGAAUCGUCGAGGAAGUUGACCCGCCAGAACCAGGAGGUAAUCGUCACUACCUUCCCCACCACGCCGUGUUUACGCCUGAAAAGUCGACACCGCUGCGUAUUGUAUUCGACGGCAGCGCAAAAACAAAAACUGAGCCUUCAAUCAACGAUAUGAUUUACAAAGGAGUAAAUCUGCUUGCAAAAGGCUGCACGCUCCAAAUUCGCUUUCGUCUUCACCCAAUUGCGCUUGUUAGCGAUUUGGAAAAAGCGUUUCACCAGCUCUUAUCCGAUCCGAAAGACCGCGACUACUUGAUGUUUCUGUUCAUUCAUGACAGAUCGAAACCCGCCAGCGGCCGAAACCUACGAUUUCUCCGUUUCCUGAGCUACGUGUUUGGAAUAAUCGCAUCUCCAUUCACCUUGCAAGCCACAAUAAGGUAUCACCUUCGAAAGAAUCCGAUCGAAUUCGCAACUCAAAUCGAACGAGAUACCUACGCUGACAAUAUUGUUACUGGAGUCAAAAAUCGAGAAAUUGGAGAAUCGUUCUACAACUCGUCAGUUGAAGUAUUCCAACGAUGUCAAAUGAAUCUACGCAAAUGGGCGAGCAACGAUAACGAGCUCCGUCUUCGAUUCGAGCAGCCCGACAGAUCCGCCGCCAUUUCCAUACUUGGACUUGUAUGGGACCAAUACACCGAUACUUUGAAAAUUCAUCCUAUCGACGCAACCAACGACGCCAUACCGACGCUACGAACAGUGGUCAGCGUGGCAGCGCAAUUUUUUGACCCAUGCGGUUAUUUUUCGCCCAUCUCGGUCAACGCGAAAAUUUUUCUACGAGAAAUUCAUCCAAACUACGAUUGGGAUGACCAGCUGUCCUCAGAUCACCGUGAACGUUGGCAGAUCAUCGAGAACGAGCUGCGCAAAACAACUGAACAUUGUCUACCUCGAUUUCAAUGCGAUAUAGACGACAACUCCGCUACUCUGGAGUUACACGCUUUCGCCGAUGCGUCCCUGAAAGCAUGCGCUUGUGUAAUAUAUCUAGUACGCCGAACGAACAAGGAAGUGACAGCUCACUUAUUGUUCUCACGCACCAAAAUCGCCAAAUUGAACGAUGUACCGAAACUCGAACUUGUUGCGGUAUAUCUCGCCAUGAAAGCGUUGAUUUUCGUCGAAGAUGCGCUUCCUAUUACCUGUAAACAACUCGUCUUAUGGUCCGACAGUUCCUGUGUCAUCGCAUGGAUACAUAACACGACAAAAAUCUUACCGACCUUCAUGCAACGAAGAGUUCAAGAAAUUCGAGAAGUUGAACGUUUGCAAGUAAACUUCAUCGCCGGCACCGAAAAUCCGGCCGAUAUGCCAUCUCGUGGCGUGUCACUCGACCAGCUACUCACCUCACAAUGGUUCGCAGGUCCAGUUGAAUGGAUAGCGAAAAUACCCACAAAUCCGCCACCAGAAUCUUCACCGCACGCCGAUGUCUACUUCAUCAGCAACGAAGAUACUGAACACACAUAUGUUCCGAAAUACCCAUUCGAUAUCGAUCCAGCACAGUUCGAAACCAAGAAAAAUGCGUAUCUCGCUUUAUUACGCAAGACGUGUAAGCCGUUACGUGUACUGUUACGUUGGCUUCCAGUAUUACGUCGGAACGAGCACUACGAUAAACCAGUAUCGCUUUAUUCCGCUCAAACAAUGUGGAUAAAGUUUGAACAGCGUUCUUUCUACGCAGAAGUAUACUCAGCGCUCGAAUCCGGCAGAAAACAUCCGCUUAUCAAGAAACUGAAUUUAUUUGUCGACCCUCGCGGCAUUAUUCGAUGCGCUGGACGAUUUUGCAACGCGCCGCUCACAAAAAAUGAAAAACAGCCGAUAUUAUUACCGCCAGCAAGUGAAUCUCCGUUCGUCCGUAUGCUUAUUCAAUACUAUCACGAAACGUCGAUGCACUCUGGUGUCGGUUACACGCUCUCACUCAUCCGCCGCAGAUUUUGGAUUCCAACGGGCCGCAGAGCAGUCUUUAUCGCAAUCCAAAACUGUCACAACUGUAAACGAUACUCAGCUCGACCAUAUCGCCAGCCAGACGACUCAUCGCUUCCAGAGUUCCGUUUGGAUGAUAAAUCGACGCCGUUUCAACACCUAGCAAUCGAUACGUUUGGUCCGUUAUACGUAAAUGGCCAAAAACGAUUUUGUCUACUGAUUACCGACCUUGUAAUUCGAGCUGUCGAGCUGGAGUUACUGGAAAACAUGACUGCUGAUGUAAUUUACCUCGCAUUACGUCGAGUCAUCGCCCGAAGAUCUGUUCCAACGCUAAUUGUUAGCGAUAAUGCGCCGCAAUUCGUAGCAGUUAGCCAAUCAUUCAAAACGACCUAUACGCAUGAUUUCCAGUGGAAAUUUAUCCUGGAACACUCGCCAUGGAUGGGCGGAGUGUACGAAAGAAUAGUCGGUCUGGCAAAAUCAGCGCUUUUCCGAACUUUUCACCAUCAUUCGCUAGAUGAGCCAACACUCCGUACUGUACUCGCCGAAAUCGCCGGAAUUCUGAAUGAUCGACCCCUCACCUAUGUUGGCGCCGAUCAAGAAGAAAUCGUUAUUACGCCGAAUCAUUUUCUGCGCACCUACUUCAUCGAAGAAGACGACGAAGCAGCGCGCAUCGACCGUUACUGGAAAAACGCGCAAGAAAUUGUCUCCAAAUUCUGGCAAAUCUGGAGAACAACGUAUUUACAAUGGCUUCGUAGUCAGUAUCAAGCCACCGACAAACGACGAUCAGCACCGACUGAACCGAAACCAGGCGACAUCGUGUUAGUCGUCGACAAAAUAAAAAAACGAAACCAUUGGCCGAUAGCGUACAUCGAUACUCUGAUAAAAAGCUCAGACGGAAAGGUACGCGGAGCUCGAAUCAAAACGAAGAAUGGUUAUACUAAACGGCCGUUAUGCGAGCUGUGUCCAAUGGAAACCAAUAUUCGAAACCUGAAUGAAGCCGAGACGCCGGAAGACUUCGACGACACAGCAGACGACGAAAACCCAACUCAACCUGAGCCAACAGUGACUCAAGAUGAACGUGACGAAUGGUUAGAUCCGGAGAUCACGGUCACUGAAAUCGAAGAUGACACCAGCGAAUAA